UCUGUAAAAGUCAGAAAAUGAUCAGAAAAUUGGAAAUGUAUAAGUAAAAAAAAAAUACGCACAAAAAUAUGAGCAACAAUGAUUAUUUUUCAAUAUGAUUCUACCACAUUUUAAAGAAUGCAAUCCCUGAACAAACAAUUAUUUAAUCAAUACGCAACUGCUGGUUCAAAAAAUAGAUUUGGAGAAUACAAGCGUAAUAUCAUUCAACAAGCCCUAAAAGAGGUCAACUUUAAUUUUCAUAGAACCAGCAGCUCAUCAAUUUUAGUGGAGGACCUCAGUUCACUCACAGCCGCAGAGAAAAUAAUACACUCAACGAUUUAUGGUUCAGAGGAGUCGACUAACAAAUUACAGAUUUUUGAAUUAAGAAGACAUACACCACUUCUGAUGGCCAAGAACAAGCCGAAUAGUCAUAAUGAAAGAGAACUUCGUCGUACUGAUCAGCAGACUGAUCACAGCAGAGUUCUGCCAGAAAUUCAAUCACCAGAUGCAGACGAUGGGCCUGCCCAGCACACGUCGCCAGUGGCGGCCCCCGGCCGCCCGCUCUCCAUACUGGGAUCGGUCUGCGCGCUGCUGCUAGCUAAACAGGCGUCAUCACCAAAACUCGCGUCGAGCUCCAUCUGCCGCAUCUGCUUCGGCGGGUCGUCGGGCGCGCGGCUCGUGCGGCCGUGCGCGUGUCGCGGGACCGUCGCCGCCGUGCACCGCGCCUGCCUCGAGCGCUGGCUGCUGGCCGCUGCCACGUCACACUGCGAGCUCUGUAGACACCACUAUGUGGUCACCAGGCGGCACAAAUGGUCGCUAUGGCGUUCUCUCUGGGAGUGGGGCGUGUCCGGUCGCGGGCGCGCGCUGGCGGCGGACGUGGCGCGCGGCGCGCUGCUCGGCGCGGCGUCGGUGCUGGGCACGGCGCGCAUGCUGCGGGCGGCUGACGCGCUGCUUCACGCUGCAGCGGCUAAGGGGAGCGCAGCAGCACUAGCUGCUAACGUGUUCUCCUCCGUGCUUAUAGGCAUCAUUGGAGCCCUAAACGGUCUGCUGACGACGUGGAUGCUGCUAAAAGUGCAGGAGCACCAGGCGUCGUGGCGCGCGUGGCGGGACUCCACCGUGCUGGUGCGCGUCGCGCUCGACCCCACGCCACCGCCCACCCCGCCCAACGACUUGACCAGCGACGAAGCCACACCCCCGCCCACCACCACGUCUAGUGUCAUAUCCUUCGACACUGCGAGCAGCCCCGCUGAACUCUCAGAGUGUGCCACCAACGUCGUUGAGCCUAUAGUGGGGCUCUUAAAUGACCCACCCGUUUAGAUAGGGUACGUUCUCAAUAAAACGACACUUAAAUUGUUAA
Molecule: messenger RNA, 1336 nt
Organism: Aricia agestis (brown argus)
Lineage: Eukaryota; Metazoa; Arthropoda; Insecta; Lepidoptera; Lycaenidae
Exons: 7
Coding region: 118-1296 (392 amino acids)
Biological process (GO): protein ubiquitination
Molecular function (GO): zinc ion binding; ubiquitin-protein transferase activity
Source: RefSeq, a predicted model, not a curated record